Molecule: messenger RNA, 1866 nt
Organism: Mesorhabditis belari
Lineage: Eukaryota; Metazoa; Nematoda; Chromadorea; Rhabditida; Rhabditidae
Source: the annotation of a GenBank genome assembly
AUGGAGCGUCGAUCAUUUCGUGAUCUACUUGCAUUUUGGCUAUUCGGGAUGUGUUCAAAUUUUGGCUAUGUUCUGAUGUUGACCGGAGCAAAGGAUAUGCUCACAAAAUCGACCGUUUCGACGACAACGAUCACAGCGAUCUCCACGCAAAAAUGCUUGAAUUCGACAAGCGAUUUCCACUGUGAACCCAUUUCAACAGGAGCCGUUCUCUUGUGCAAUAUCGUGCCGGCCACCGUUGUGCAACUCAUUUUCCCAAUCUUCAUUCACCGGAUCCCAUAUUUCAUUCGAAUCCUCGCCAUCUGCAUCACUCAAUUGUUCUCAUUGAUCGUUGCAUCGGCCGCUUCAUCAAUCACCGUCACUUUAUUUGCCGUUUCCGUUGGCAGCAUCUCGUUUGGAAUCGGUGAGAUGACAUUUUUGGCUCUCUCAUCAAAAUAUCACAAAGACACGAUCUCGUUGUACUCAUCUGGAUGUGGGGCGGCAGGGAUUAUCGGUUCAUCGAUCUAUGCUUUGGCUACAACAAACCUCAAUAUCUCUCCCGAUUCGGUACUUUUAUCGAUGACUAUUAUUCCCGUCGUUCUCCUCGUUGAUUAUUUCUUCAUUCUCACGAAAGUUCCCCCAAUCGGAGUGAGUCAAAAAGUGCUGGCCCAUAUGGAGCAUCCACAAAAUGAGGCAAUGAGUAUCGAGAAAGCGAUUAUCAAAUCAUCCGUCGAUCAACUACCCCAAGGAAAACUCCAAACGAUCAUUAAAGUGAUUCCCUACGCGAUAACGGUCGGUUUGACUUAUUUUCUGUGCUAUUUCAUCACGCAAGGAAUGACCACAUUCCUUGUGUUCACGUGUGCUCUUGGAUUUGGUCUCUCACCAAAUGCCCAAUUCCGUUGGUACCAGGUUUUGUAUAAUUUGGGUGCUUUCACGGCCAAAUCCACGGGUCCUCUUCUUCCAAUUCAUCGUUUUGUGCUCUUCUCGAUUCCAUUGGCACAGCUUUUCGUCUGUGUAUUAUUGGUGCUAUCGGCAUUACUCGUGAUAUCUCUUCCCCAUGUGAGCAUGGUAAUGUUCUCAAUUUGUUUCCUCGGAUUGACGAAUGGAUUCGCUUACAUCAACUCGUUCAAACAAGUGCACAAAAAGACGCAUCCAGAAGAUCGUGAAUUCGCCCUAACAAUCACUUCUCCUGCCUCAUUUGUGGGUAUCCUUAUCGCCGGUCUUGCCGCUCUGCCUACCCAUCAAAAUAAAUCUUCAGUCAAGGCUACAACUUCUCCUGCAACUUUAAACUUUCAAACCUCGAUGAGCGAAGUGAUGAACCCUUUGGCCUCAAGUUUUCUUGCGUCGAUUCAAAAAAUGCUGGAACUCAAUCAUAUGAUCAAUCCCAGUGCGAAUUCAAGGGAGAUCGCGUUGGCCAUGUCCGCGCUGGGAAGUAUUCAGAUGCAAAAUGUUCCCCGCGAAAAGGAGCUCAAAAAAGUCAAUUUGGAGCGAAAAAUUGAGAAUCUAAUGAGAACGAAAAAUUUGGAGAAAGAGGAUGAAAAUAAAUUUGGAGGCGAUGAAGCGGUCCCAUCAAACACUUCAAAUGAAAUAUCUCCAAGUGUUUCACAAAUAAAAACCGUUGAUGAAGUUGAGCCGAGACGUGGAGUGGAACCAAUCUCGAAGCCGUUUAUGUGUGAUGAGUGCGGGGCGAGGUUCACAAGAAAAGCUGGGAUGCGUCGCCAUAAAUCGUCAGUGCACAGCGCUGAUCGGAUUCCAUGCCCUUCGGAGAAUUGCACUCUUGGCUUUCGUUCGCAUAAGUCUUUGGAGCAACACGUCCGCUCCACGCAUUUGACGCCAAAAACUUCAACUGAUGAGCGAAAAAAAAGAAAUCGGAGUAAUCGUCCAAAAUCA